This is a messenger RNA of Selaginella moellendorffii, 533 nucleotides long. RefSeq names its product SART-1 family protein DOT2. Gene Ontology annotation, biological process: maturation of 5S rRNA; mRNA cis splicing, via spliceosome. NCBI's taxonomy places the organism in Eukaryota, Viridiplantae, Streptophyta, Lycopodiopsida, Selaginellales, Selaginellaceae. The record is from RefSeq and is a predicted model, not a curated record. Gene Ontology annotation, cellular component: U4/U6 x U5 tri-snRNP complex. Bases 70 to 465 code for a protein of 131 amino acids. The transcript is spliced from 3 exons.
GUUGAGGAGUUUUGCUCGGGUCUACAGCCGAAUCACGAAGCUACUACUAGAGAUGAAGAAACCUACAGGAUGGAUUUCAAAUCUUUGCUGCCAACAAAAGAGGAUCAUGUAGGGAAAGGAUUGGCUAGCGCUCUUCAAUGUUUUCGAGAGAAUGGGAGCUUGAAGGAAUCUAGAGGCGAAUGGAUUGGAAGAAGCAGGGACAAAAGGACACCAGAAAAUGGUAAAUUCGAAUUCAACUUGGACCACCGCGAUGAGCAUGGCCAAACUCUGACCCCCAAGGAAGCCUUCCGGCAGUUCUCGCAUAAGUUCCACCAUGUAAAACCGGGGAAAAGGAAGCAAGAGAAGAAGCUAAAGAAGCAAGAACAGGAGCUAAAGAAGAGGAAGAAAGAAGAACACCCUCUGGAGUUUAUGGAGAGAUUGAGAGGCAUUCAAGUCAAGUCAGGAACAGCUUACAUUAGAACUUGACAAGGAGUUAACUUGUCAGCUAAAUGAUUUCUAAUAACGUUGUAUGAGUGCAAUUCUAUUUGCACCAA